Danaus chrysippus (African queen) is the source of this 828-nucleotide messenger RNA. The record is from the annotation of a GenBank genome assembly. NCBI's taxonomy places the organism in Eukaryota, Metazoa, Arthropoda, Insecta, Lepidoptera, Nymphalidae.
AUGAAACUAUUUAUGUUAUUACUAACAGCUAUAGUAAUACAAGGAGAAGAAAUAAAUGAUGAAGAAGUUAUAUGCAUCAGAAAUGUACAACAUGAUAUUGAAGUACUCAAAACGGAUUUAGAUAGGCCAUACUCAUUAGUUGUAGAUUACAGCACUAAUGUUUUAUACUUCACUUACAGUCUGAACAACAUAGACGAUGUAUUCAAAACUGGUUAUAUAAAUCUAAAUACAAAAGAAUUCGGUGAUUUAGAAGGAGUUGAAAAUGGAUUCACGCAAACCAUUGACCAGAAUAAACAUGAAAUAUACAUCGGUACGAACAACGGCAUAUAUAAGUACGAGCAUGCAAAAAAAACAGCUGAAUUUUACGCCCUAACCGGCAUUGAUAUCUGGCAUAUAUAUUUUAAGGAUAUAAUUUACUAUUCAAUAUUUCCUAACCAAUUCUUCUAUACGUAUAUCAAUGGGGAGGUGAUGAAAUUUAAGGAUUUACAAGAUACGAAGGUGGAUCAGUUUGUAAUUGAUAAUGAGGAUUUUAUGUUUUUCACGAACGCUACCGGUUUGUAUGGCCAAAGAAAAGGUAGUGAUGCUAGCAAGCUCUACAAUGAAUAUAAUACUGAUGGUAUAAGAGCUCUAACCACUGAUAUAAAUGGAAAUGUAUUUUUCUGUAGAUUUGACGGUAUUUACACUGUCGACAAAGCUGUAAGUUCAGUUAACAAAGUAUUAGAUCUAAAUGACGUAUACGGCUUGGCAUUCGAUAAUGUUAAUAAUAUAAUUUACUCGGAUGAAAGUAAAAUUGUACGUCUUAUACCUAAAAAGGAUAAAGCCUGUUAA